Molecule: messenger RNA, 3206 nt
Organism: Zychaea mexicana
Lineage: Eukaryota; Fungi; Mucoromycota; Mucoromycetes; Mucorales; Lichtheimiaceae
Exons: 1
Coding region: 320-3013 (897 amino acids)
Molecular function (GO): DNA binding
Source: RefSeq, a predicted model, not a curated record
AUAAGGGUACCAUUGAGUCGUGCUCGCGAGCUGGUAGAAGAAUUUGAGAUAGAGAGCUCACCGGGAUUGUCCAAGCUGUUGACUGAUGAUCCGCUGGAUGAUGAAGACGGAGGCGACGAAGACGGAGUCAGUGGUAGUGAUGGUGAUGGCAACCAUUCAAAGCAAGGUGACGAUCACGCGCUUGGUAUGCCAUUUUUAGGAUAGUCUCUUUCAUUUCGGGCUUAUCAUUGACCUUUCUCUUUCAUUCUUGUAAUCAGAUAAUGGAAAGGGUGUAGCACAAUUACAACAAGAAGAGGUGCACCCACCGUCACUGGCUACGAUGGCGACAACAACAACAACAACAACAACAGCCCCUCUAACGCCGAAACAAACACAAGCUGCACUGAGCGCAAGUGCUGUUGAAGUGGAUGACGAUGAAUCCUUUGUCAAGUUUGAAGACGACGAGGAAACACCACCGCCACCUAACAGCAAAAAGACGACCGAGUCAGUUGGCAUCAACACACUCCUUACGCCCACACUGUCGAUUCUGCAACAUCCACAACAGCAGCAACAAUUGCAACAGCAGUUACAGCAGCAAGCAGCAAAGAUGGCGACUGGUAGCGACAAACCCGCUGGUUCUUCCGCCGAUGUGCCAUCACCGUUGGAUCUUUUGAAAGCACUGAGCAUACCCAAUUUAAAUAUUGCAGCACUGCAGCAAUUGACAGCCGCCAUUCCGGGCCUGGCACAUUUAUCAUCCACAUUCGAUCUAGCAAAAACACUUGCAGCAUACUUGCAAUCGCUCAACAAGCCAUCAUCAUCAUCCUCGUCUUCGUCUUCUUCAUCCACACCCUCGUCAUCGUCCUCUUCUUCCACCACACCGUCACCCAACUUUGCAUCCGAUUUCAAAGCAGCAUUGGCCCGAUUCCCGGCUUUGGAAACUCUAUUGCUGCGAAAAGAUCCUUCCACAACAUCAUCACCCACAUCCACUACUGCUAACAACAACAACAACAACAACAAUCCAACACCAUCCAUCAUCACGUCUACACCAACACCGACACCGACAUCAACGACGACUUCUACUUUUGUAAAUACUCUUAUUACAGACCCACAUCAUCAACAGAUUGUUCAUACGACGAUGCCGACCAACCCACCCAUGUACAUAACCAUUGUCGACAACAUUCCCGUGUGUGUGGCGGUGCUGGCGCCGACCGACAGCGUACUCCCGGAAUGUCGCAUCAUGCGUCGACUGGACUCGGGCUACAUUAAUGGCACCAAACUGUUGACGGCCGGUGGCAUCGACACUGAAAGCGAGCGAAGCAUGAUUCUCAGUUUCGAGAUGGAACGACGACGUAUGCCGAGGAAAAAGAGUGAGUUGUAUGGUACUUGGAUCCCAUUGCGCCGUGCACAAGAGUUGGCGGUCACUUGUUCAAUUCAACAUCGUCUUGGUCCGUUCUUGAGUGAUUCGAUCGAGUCUUAUUUCCCGUCUCCUUUGCCGAUCAAUGUGCCCAUCAUGAUGACGCCUCGUCGAACGACAGUAGCACCCCCAGCGGGAACGGCAAUCACAUCUCCGUUUCCACCUACCAAGGAUAGUCGAUUGGCGUCUCUCACGUUGCAGGCUCUGCGGGCAAACAGUCAUCAUGGUGCUUCUCCGAAUACUGCUACUCCUGAUGGCAGUCAUAGUGGUGGUUCAGAUGAUACAACAACAGCUACUGCAGAUAAUGGUCAUGACGAUGACGACAGCAACAACAACAACAACAACAAGAACGGUAAAGUGUUGUUGCCACGUUCACUAUCACCACCCAGUCAGACAACAUCAGCCGCGCAACUCCAUCAGUUCUUGCUCAGUAACAAUCCACGCAAAUUUGUCGAGUUUGCACAAAAAGCGCCACUGUUGGGUACAUUUGAAGACGACGACGAUGAUGAUGUAGAAGACAAGCGCACCAUCUCUGUUAUUGAUCGUUCCGCCAAACCUGUCCCUGUCAUCACCACCCUCGGAGCAAAAACGAGCAACAAUAAACGCAAGCGGAAACAGUCUCUGAAGGAAACCAAGAAAAAGAAGAAACAAGAGCAAGAGGACGACGAGUCAAGCGAUGUUGAUAUUGUCAACAGUAGUGACUCGGAUGACCGUUGUCAAGAAGAGGAAGAGGACGUUGACAUUGAUGUCGAUGAAGACGAUGAUGACGAAGAUGCGGACACAGACACGGAUACCGAUGUGGAAGAAGUACGGUUGCGUAUGAAACGGAUGCGCGAUGCUGCCAUCGAUGCCAUGGAGAGUGGCAGUUCGAUUGAUUUGGAAGAACUGUUGCGACGCGCCAGUAGUCCGAUCAUGGAGAACCCACGUCGAGCAGCAGCGGCAGCGGCAGCAGCGGCAGCAGCGCAACAUGCAACGACAGGCAAUCGACUCAGUACUACGACCACCACUGGCUUUUCAUCGUCACCUUUAGCUGGAGGGUCAUCAUCAUCAUCGAUGCGGCGUCAUGGCAAAGCAACUGCACGACGACGACCUCAGGGUCCUGGCGGUCGUAGCAUAGGUGGCAAGAUCGCACCAUCGGCACUCAAAAAAUCCGCCUCGUGGAGCGGCAGCCUGACAUCACCGUUACGUGUCGUGGUGCCUACCAAAAAAUUACACAACAAAAAGCAUAGCACACGGCCAAGCAAGUUGCGACAACAUACCGCGGCAGACGAGUUGUUGGCGAAUCGUGUGGUAGAACAUACCCCUGCAAUCACUACAUCAUCAUCAUCAUCAUCAUCGACGACGACGACGGCAACAACAAGUCAUGCUGACACGGUUACUACUGCUACUACUACAACACCUGCUAAUACCAUUAAUACUACCACUACGGUUACUCCUACUAGUACUGCCUCGACAGCAGCAUCACCAUCACCCCCAGCUCCGUCGCAAGCACCAGAUGCAGCUCCAUCAUCAGCAUCACCAAAAACCUCUGGAACCGAUGUUCUUGCAACGAUCCAAGAAGACGAUGAAGACGAGGAGAUCGAUAUUGGUGGCAGCGAGGAAGAUGAUGAUUUGCGAUAAACAGUAGCAGCAGCAGCAGUAGUAGUAGUAGUAAUUAUCUUUGUACAUGUGUGUAUGUAACGUACUAGUCAUGUUUAGUUUGAAACAAGUCUGAGUACCAAUGAAAAGUGUAUGUUUUGCAGAAACAUUAAGAACAAAAUAAAGAAAAAAUAUAAAGAACACAUGUCCUUCUGUUACUGGAAAUAAAAAAAGC